This is a messenger RNA of Porites lobata, 462 nucleotides long. NCBI's taxonomy places the organism in Eukaryota, Metazoa, Cnidaria, Anthozoa, Scleractinia, Poritidae. The record is from the annotation of a GenBank genome assembly.
UUGCUUUUACACCAUGGACAAGAGAAAGAAGGUGGUGCAGGAGUUCAAGGGGUUGCCCAAAUGCGACCUGACAGGCUUGCCGCAACAUCUGGGCGAAGAUCGGUGGUGGAACCAAGUGGUGGUGCGACUGCAUGCCCCCCGGAGAAAUGGCUGCCACCAUUGCCAUCGUAUGAUGGAUCACCGGUUGUCGGUGAGUGAUUUUUUUUUCAAGACCCAUUCUUCUCAUGACCUGGAUGCUGAGACACGUUUUUUUCUGGUUUUUUUCAGAUUGGCAUGAUGGCAGAGAUGGCGCGUGUCCCUCCCGAUCUGGACAAAGUCAUGAAUGAGGGCAUUGCCUUUGUUAUCAACCGGUUCGUGCAUCAGAUCCCCAAGUGUCCCUUGGGUCAGCGCCCCGUCAUGAUUGGCCGGAGGAAGCGCUCUUACGAUACCCUGGACAAAGUGAUGAAACGACUCGAUUUGAUC